Messenger RNA from Xenopus laevis (African clawed frog), 6735 nucleotides. It is a transcript of the gene jcad.S, whose product is annotated as junctional protein associated with coronary artery disease. Gene Ontology annotation, biological process: positive regulation of blood vessel endothelial cell proliferation involved in sprouting angiogenesis. Lineage: Eukaryota; Metazoa; Chordata; Amphibia; Anura; Pipidae. The record is from RefSeq and is a predicted model, not a curated record. Gene Ontology annotation, cellular component: cell-cell junction; ruffle membrane; adherens junction. Bases 226 to 4017 code for a protein of 1263 amino acids. The transcript has 4 exons.
AAAAUGAUUAGACAGGCGAGGGGAAACCUUCUCCUUCCCAGUGUUGCUAGUGGCUGCUGCCUCUACUAGGCAUGCUCAGCUGUAGCUUCAUGCAGUGCUGGAUUACAAUUCUGAAGCUGCUGCACAGCAAGUCGACAGAUGAAAGCAUGGGGGACUCACAAGUGAUGGAAGGCCCUUUGGAAGUAUCGCUUUACCUGGCAUAGCGGCUGUUCAAGCUUGCUCAGUAUGUUCAGUGUUGAGGAUCUCCUAGUUUCUCAUGGGUACAAAGUCUCUAAGAACUCUUCUUCCUCUUACCAACCCAGGAGUGAAGGAUACCAACAGGACCUAACAGACAGCAGGACUGGCAAUGGAAUGUUAAAUGGUUAUCAGGCCAACCCAGAGAUAUUUGCUGCAGAUCCCUAUGCUCUUGCUAAGGGCUUCUAUGGGGACAGUGAUAAGAGUUCUGCCAACAGGAGACUAGAGUUAAGCUCCACUGGGCACUCCAGGGACCAGAGAUGUUUGGAAGAAUGUCAUACUUCAGAAGCAGGGUUAUCUGACAGACCUCAAAAUGAAAGAGCACACUGGGCAAAGGCCGAUAAGGAUAUCCAGUACUGGAGAAGAAGAGGCCAAGACUUCAGUUUAUUAUUAGGACCAGGGACUAAUGAAGAAGAAGAACAAUUAAGGUCCACUACUGAUACUGAAGCAAAACUAAGGAGCAACAUUUUUGUUAAAAAUUCCAGGGAAGCAGCAAAGGAAGUUGUAGAAGACAUGGAAACUGUGAGAGGCAACGCCGUCUAUGACAACUGGAAACCAUCACUAGAAGAGCAGUGGGGAAAAUUAAACCAAUUGGUUAUGAAGGCUACAAAAACCUCAGAGAGAAUAAUGUCAGAAAGCAGUGGUGAGAAGUUGCUACAAGAUUUCAUCUCAUUUAACCAAGCAGACAGCCCCAAUAAGCUGGAAUCCCUGUCAUUGCCCAAAGGCCUUUCCCCUGACAGUAUAAAUCACAUUAGUCUGCCAGCUGUUAAAGGUGAAGACCAUGUGCUGAAGGAGGAUAAAACACAGCUGCAAAGCAACUGUGCUAUAAAUUCCGACUCCGAUGGAAAUUCAUCCUCAAACAAUAAACAUAGCAGACCCUCAAAACCUCCCUCGUAUGAAGUUCAUCAGCAAACAUGGGGAGUAGUGGACGCAGAGGAAGGUGAAGAUCAUCAACAAAAAGAUGAGCAUCACUCCAUUGCCAGUGUACAAGAUCCCCAAGAAUCCUGUUUUCAAGACUCAGGCCUGGAACCUCCUAAUUACAUACCUCCACCUUCAUACAAAGCUCCCCCUCUUCAGCAUGCCACCGAUCAAUAUUUUAACAAAGUGCCUAGCAUUCAUUACUACAGGCCAAAUAAUCCGGUGGCAAAAACCAGCACAAAGGACAAAUCUCCCACCAAUUCUCAUGAUAGUGACAUCCUAUACAAUAAGCCAGCCGACCAGAGGCACGCUGAUAAUUCUAUCCAUUCUGUACAAUACAUUCCUUUUGAUGACCCCCGUAUAAAGCAUAUACCAUUAAGUCAUGAAGCAGAAAAACAAAGACACCGCAAUCGCAAAACUGAAAUGAAAAAUGCUUUCCGGAUUGCACAUGCAAGUCACGAAGGUCAUCUUCAAGACAGAGAAAGUGCCUUUAUAGAUUUUAAAAGUGCAAAACAUAAUUAUGGGAAAAGAGAAGGAAUUAAACACAAACAGUGGAUGCACGUCUCUAUCCCAAGUCAGAUAUGCUGCUCGUUGCCUGAAACCAGAGAAGGGUCCACUGCGUGUAGCUUACCAGAAAACAGUGACCCCUCUGACAGGUUAACAUUAAAAAAGACACAUUCGGACAGCGCUUGCGAAAUAGUCACAAAGGUGAGGAAGUUUGGACCCGAAGCUUGUCUCCACAACAGGAAAAGUUCAAAGAGAAAGUUGAAUGAAACAAUAUUUUGCUUAGUGUCUAUUCCAAUCAAAUCUGAUUCUGCCCCAUCAGAUAUGUGGAAGAACAACAAGAUUUUAGCAGACAAUGUGGACAGGAUGAACAUGUUAAAACACAGCAACGGGGGUCUGUUUGACGAGGGACUUUUAAGUGCGUCUUCCAGUGAUUUGGAGCUGCAAAACCUUACAGGAAACAUGAACAAUAAAGCGGAGCUGCAAAAACACGACCAGUCCAAAACAGAGGAAAAUAAACAAGCGAAUGACCUCAGAGGUGGAGAUCCAAGGAAGCAUAGGGAACUUGCCUAUUCUGGUUCUUGGCCAGGUGAUCAGUACAAAGACCAGCAAACUCAAACUGUGUUUAAUGACGUACAAAAUUCUAAAUAUUGUAAUGGAACAAAAGCAAAUGAGCUGCACAAUAAAUCUGCAAACUCUCACUGUGGCUCUGAAAGCGGGCUAGAAAAGCCAAAUGCCAGGCAAAAUAUGUUCAGUAUUAAAGGCCAGAUGAGUCUUAGCCCCUCCAGCAACAGUGCAUUUUCAAGAACAUCCUUAUUAAUUACUCACAUGCCUAAAACAGAACCAUGUCAGAAGCCAGAACAUUGUAAUGAAAAUGCAGAAGGAAAGGAAAAAAUAGCAACUGGUAAAUAUGAAAAGAAAGAGAGUGAUUUGGAACGUUUUUGCAAUAAAAAGGAGGUGUUCGGGCAGUUUCUUUUGAAACCUGUUAAUCGACGACCCUGGGAUGCAAUAAGUGAACUAGAAUGUUUGAACAAAGAGUUUCAAGAGCAAGAAAAAUGUUCUGAUGAUGGGGAUAGAAGGGCAAUAAAGGAGCAGAGCAAAGAAUCACCGAUGGACGUGUCUGCAAUCAGGAGCGAAAUGGUGGCUAACAAGCGCCAUGUGAUUGAAGUAGAAGAGGUUCCAGUUUUUGAGCCUUCGCAGGUCAAAUGUAUGUCAGAAAGUUGGUACCCUGAAAAGUUAAAAUGUGACAAGGUGAAGAGUGGUGCUGAACUUCAAAAGUCUGGCCAAAUAAAAGAUGGCAAAUGUAAAUCUGAAAAGUCGUCAGAUGGAUGCGUGAAAACGGAAAAGCAAGUCCAAAACAAAAGGAUAGGAACUAGCAUAAAUCUUCACACUGUUCUCACCCCUAUUGUGGACCAAAAAGACAUCGCCGUGCAAAUAAAUCCGAGCAACAUCCAGAUACACAAAAACCUUCAUGCCCUUGAGCCAAGUUGCAGUCUUUUCAGGCAAGCCAGAUUUCACUUUGAGCAUUUGGAGGUCUCAGAAAAAAGCAGCCAGGUUGAUGUUAAAGCAAUAAGAAAGGUUUCUCAGAACAACAGGAAUCCAGGGCUUUCGAUUUCUAAUCGAAACCAACAUUUCAUCACUGCAAACUAUAAUGGAGAAGACCACGAGCCACAGAGUGACCCAGAAAUUGCAGAAACGGAAUCUCUGCAAGAGAGAGCCACACGGAUUUUGGGGAUUGAUGUAGCAGACUCACUUGUAUCUACUGGGAGCUCUGAAGGACAAAGCCCUGAGAACCUUGCCUUUAGUGCUGUUGUACAAAAUGAAGCAAAAUUGAAAGGAAAAGUGUGUGAGAUGAAACCUUCUACCAAGCAGAGUCCAGACAUCUGCAACAGUGUUCUCCAGCCUCAUAUGCAUUUUGAUAAAGAUGUAGAAAACUUUGCACAAGUGCUGGACCAGCCAUUUAUAAAUCAGCCGCUUUCUUUGCCCAGUGAAGUUAGCGCCUUCCGUAACUGUGAAAAGAAAGUGAGAAACACUUCAAAGAUGAUUGAAACCUUACAGGGAAAGCUUGCUUCUACGCCUCCUCGAACUGCUGUGGAUCGGCUGGCACGGAUGAAGGAGGUUGACUCUGUGUCUCGCAUGAGACGGUUGAGCAUUAAAAGUACCGAUUCGGGAGAUGAAAUAGAGGAUGAGAAACAAUUGUACAGAGGUCAGGAUGGAAGCUCACGCAAAUUUUCUGCUGGUGCCAUCUACAAAAGGGUCAUAUCCCUGGAUGAAAGUUUGCUUAUUACAACAAAAAGCAGAGAAAAGUUGGAGCUUUCAUUUGCUGAGUCUUACGACCCUACCAGAGUGGAAAGAGUUUAAUCUGGAUGCAUCAAGAGAAAGAGAGGAUUCUGCUCAUGUAAUGCCACACAGCGAGUAAUUGAAUUGGAAAAAAACAGUCUUUUUCAUGUUAUAAGCUAAGAAAAAUUGUUUUGCUCCCAAGUUAUUUAUGGCAUAUACUAACACUGCCUUUAAUACUGCCAAACCAAACUACCCAUGAGUUCCGUGUGCAACGACAUCUUCGAGAUAAGAACAAAAAAAGUCUGACGUUGAAAUAUCUGCGGGUUUUUUUUCCCCUUUUUUUGUUAGAAAAGCACAUUUGCAUCUUGUUUCUCUUUCCAACGAUGUCUGUUAAAAUAAACCUAGAACAGAUUCACAGAUCAAUCCGCCAGUUCUAGCUUGUGAAUGUAGUUUGGGUCUGUGCAUAUUGGGUAAGAUGAUAUAAGGCUCGUAAGCACAUUUUUAUAAGAAUCUGAAUGUAUCCACACUGACACUGCACAUAUCUUUUGAACGCUACUGUUUCCUUAUAGGAAAUAUAUUUUCUCGACCUUCCGUUUAUUUGCCUGUUUUUUAGGACUGUUCUAAUUUGGAUAGCUAUAUCGGUCGUGUUGCAGACACUUUGCUUUACUUUUUGAUUGAGGAUGUUUCUUUAAAGGUGAUGAGAGGGGUUUAGGUCAUAGGCUUUGGCAGCUGUAAGGCGGUUAAAUGGAGCAGUGAACUGCAUAUUGGUUGCUUUAAAUUUGUAGACCAGGGCACAAAUUUUGCUCACGUUGGGCAUAAACUGUAAGAUCAUCUGGCGAGGUUGGUUUGACCACUAAUGUGCUGGGCCAAAUCAGGAUGGUCCCAUGGUUUGGCUCUUGGGUAAUUAUUAGGAUUAUGAUGGGAGACCUGUUGGGAGAGGACUGUAUGAACUUGCCAAUGUGCUCAUCGUCUGAUGGGAUUUUCUAACCUCAGAAAUCUGACUGCCAAUAGAUAUCUGGCUGUGGUGCAUGGAUCACCCCAAAACCUGAGGGUUGUAGGCCUUAUCUUCUUUUUCUGGCUGUUCAGUGCAGAGAAAAACGGGACUUUCCAGUACAAAUGAGGGACUGUGGGUUGAGCUGUCAAAAGAGGGACUGUCCCUCUAAAAACAGGACAGUUGGGAGGUAUGCUAUAGAUGCAAUUAAGCAGUGAAGGAAUUAUUAACGCACAGUAGCAACCAUAAGCUCAACUGUCUCUUGCAGGGUGAAUAUAAAUGCCGCAAUCGCUUGAGAGGCACUAUCACUGUGACGGCGGUCUAAAUAGAUGUCUGUGUGUGUCUGCUUAUUCUUAGUGCUUUAGGUGCUUUCUUUUGCCCUUGAUGAAAAGGCAAUAACCUGGGAUCCAAGAUGAGCAGGGGAAUCUUCAAAAAAUGAAUUUAACCAAAAAUAGCACUUCAACACAUUUCAGCCCCAGCUGUGAUAAUGUACACUAUAUGGCAAAAUGUAUAUGGACACCCAUACUAUAUAUUGUGCCUAUUAUUGCCGACACAAGUGUCAGAUCAUUCAAUGUCAUUCUUGACUAUUCUGUGCUUCCUACUUUGUGCCAACAGUUGCUCUUUUAUUUUUCAGUACAGUAAAGAUCCUAAGGACAAAUCAAGGUCAAUACAGAAUGGGUUUUCUGAUGGUAGUGGUGAACUUGUCUGGUCUACACAGAGCAAUGACCUCAACCCAAUAAACACCUGUGGGAUGCAUUGCGAUGCUUACCAGGCUUGAUGCCCAACUUAUGAAAUAUGAAUGGAAACAAAUCCCUUUAAGGGUAGUGCCAGACGGGGAGAUUAGUCGCCCAGUGACAAAUCUUCUCUACUUCGGGCGACUAAUCUCCCCUAAAUGCCUUCUCACUGGCAAGAAUACGAAUCACUGGCGGGAUGGCAUAAGAAACGCUUCGGUUUUCCGAAGUCACCAGAAAUUUCCUUGUCCUGCAACUUUGGGAGACUUUUUUUCGGAAAUCAGAAGCGUUUCUUAUGCUUUUCUGCCGGUAUUCUCGCCUGCGGGAAGGCAUUUUGGGGAGAUUAGUUGCCUGAAGUAGAGAAUAUUUGUCACUGGAGACUAAUCUCCCCAUCUGCCAUCACCCUAACAUUGUUCCAAUGUCCAUAGUGCAAUGCCUUCCCAGAAAAGUAGAGGCCGUCAUAGCAGCAAACAAAAGACCAACUUCAAAUGAAUACUCUUGGUUUUGGAAUGAGAAGAUGCUGGCCAGCCAGGUGUCCCAAUACUUUUGGCCAUAUAGUGUAGUCUUUAAUGGGCAGAAAGUUUUGCGUUAUAGCUCAUUCUGUGUUGGAUGUUAUAGUAAAAUCCUUUGAACAGUAAUUGCCCUUAUCCAAUAAGUGCUCAUGGUUGGAUUCACUUCAGUGACAGCCCCCUUAUUGGUCAGUUAAAUAAGGAAAUUGGAGCAGGGUUCCAUUAAAACGUUGGCACUUUAUUUCUAGGGAUCCAGUUAACACAGUUUGAUAAGCUGUAUUGUUCUUGCAGAAUGUAUAAAUUAGAACUAUGAUGUAUGUAAAGUUUCCUGACUUUAGAGUGUAUUCAAGCUGUUUAACACAACACAGUGUGGCUACAUAACUUGAGACCAUUUUAAUUAGAGGCAGUAGCCAUUGAAAAGUAAAACUUUUCUCUUUACUGUCUGGGACUGUUCAUAACAAGUAUUACCAUUCUACUAGUGAUAUGAGUUAUUAUAUGUUAUACCCUUGAGACAGAUUAGGGGGCACAUUUACUAACCUCGAGUGAAGGAUUCGAAUAUAAAAAACGU